Messenger RNA from Adineta steineri, 1056 nucleotides. The record is from the annotation of a GenBank genome assembly. NCBI's taxonomy places the organism in Eukaryota, Metazoa, Rotifera, Eurotatoria, Adinetida, Adinetidae.
AUGGCAGUUAUUCAUUUUAUUUUCAUUCUCAUCACUAGUCAUAGUUUCAAAUGUUUCGCUCAACAGUGGAUCGAUACUGGUGAUAUGAUUAAUGCACGAGUCGACCAUGUUGCAACUGUAUUAAAAGAUGGUAAAGUAUUAGUUACUGGUGGAAUUGAUGAUCGUAUUCUAGCUGAAGCUGAAAUAUAUGAUCCAUCAACAGGAAGAUGGAAAUCUACUGAAAACAUGUUCUAUCCAAGACAAUGUCAUGCAGUAUCUUUAUUAACAGAUGGAAAAGUAUUAGUAUCUGGUGGAGUUAGUCCUGCUUUUCUGAACACAAGUGAAUUAUAUGAUUCUGAUACAGGAACUUGGACAAUUACUGGUCAAAUGAAUAAUCCAAGAUUUUUUCAUACAUCAACACUAUUAAAGAGUGGAAAAGUGUUGAUUGUUGGUGGAAAAACAGAUAUUGGCGUUGAUGUCAAUACUGCUGAAUUGUAUGAUCCUAAAACAGGCAUGUGGACAAUGACUGGUCAUAUGAAUCAAGCACGAAGUUACCAUACAGCAUCUAUAUUGUUAAAUGGAAAAGUAUUGAUUUCUGGUGGAUAUACUUUUGCUCCUCUCGAUAGUGCAGAGUUAUAUGAUCCUGUAACAGAAACAUGGACGACUGCUCGAAGCAUGGAUUAUGCACGAUCAGAACACGCAGCAGUGGUAUUAACAAAUGGAAAAGUAAUAGUAACUGGUGGAUAUGGUUAUGGUUAUGUAAAGACAGCUGAAUUGUAUACUUCUGAAACAGAUACUUGGGCAACAACUAAUCCGAUGAAUAUUCUCCGAACACAUCAUACAGCAUCUGCACUAAGCAAUGGAAAUGUAUUAGUUACUGGUGGAUAUUAUAAUACGGAAGGUUUGAGAAGUGCUGAAGUAUAUGAUUUAUCGACAGAUACUUGGAUAACUAUUGAUAGCAUGAAUCAUGGACGAUUUCGACAUCAAGCAUCGGUAUUGUUAAAUGGAACAAUAUUAAUUACAGGUGGUUUCAAUGGUGGAUCAUUGAAUAGUGCAGAAUUAUAUUCAUCGUCUUGA